Messenger RNA from Symbiodinium sp. CCMP2592, 4638 nucleotides. The record is from the annotation of a GenBank genome assembly. NCBI's taxonomy places the organism in Eukaryota, Dinophyceae, Suessiales, Symbiodiniaceae.
AUGUCGGCUAACUGUCGGCGUCUAGCUGACGCUGCUCUGCACUUGCCGGUAUGGCCACCACAUGCCUCGACCUGGAUGUCGCUGCACGACCAGUCUGACCGCCGUGAAAUUCUGAAACGUUCGAUGCUAAUAGAUCAAACUCCAAUUCGGAACUUUGCCAAGAUGAUAGGACAGGAGAUCGAGAUGGGCGAUGGGACCGGACCUGGCAAGCCCGAGUUACCGGAGAGGCCCCAGAAGGGCAGGCCCACUGGCAGUGGAGAGAAGCGGGAAGUGCAGCUGCGCAGCUGUGUCGUUCAGGGAUGGUCGCGGCGUAACGGGGAUCGUUGGCAGGUCCGCGAUGGACACGCCCAUGUCGCCGACUUCGCAGGAUGCGGAUAUCUUCCAGACCCAGCUGAGGCCGAAGACAUGUAUGUUGCUUCCAUGCCACAUCAGGGAGGGGUGAAGGAUUUGAAGGCUAUUGCGUGUGCCAGGCUGGUCCGGGAGCAGACCGCCAACUGCAUCAAGGACCUAAAUGCCUUGAGGGCGGAGGUGAUGACGUUGAAGUCGGACCAAGAGUCUCAGCGGCUCAGCCAGGGGGCUGCGGUGAGCAGCCUGGAGGGCAAGCAGCUUGAAACCAAGAACCAGCUGGAACGAGAGAUGCGCUAUCGAGACACCGCCUUCCAGCAGCAGGUGCAGAAGGUGUCGGAGUUGGAGCAGGACAUGCCAUCGCUGCACGAGCAGAUUAGCUACAUGAAGGAGCAGCUCCGCGUCCUGGAGACAGCCUGGCAUCCUCACAUCGAGGAGAUCCAGGCAUCACACUUGAAGCACGUGGAGAAACUGGCGAAGCUGGAGCAGAAGACUGCAGAGCUCGACGGGAGCUUCGCCGUGCACGCUGGUCGACACAAGGAGCUCGAGGUGCAUCAGCAUGCUCUUCGCCAGCAUCUCGAAGACGAGAAGGCUACCCGCGACCACACUAUUCAGGACCUGCAUGCGAAGCUGUCGCGGCAUGGUGAGCAGCACUCGACUGUGCAGGAUCGCGUGGACUACCUCGAAAGGCUCAUGGGCGGCUCUGCGGAUCGGCAAGCGAAGGGCCACAUGCCCUUCACAGAUCGCAUGGAGUACCUGGAGCAAUUCAUGGGCGACUCCUUGGGGAAGCACGAAAAGGAGCUGGCGGCCACGGCGGCCAAGGUCGGAGACCAUGCCGACAAGCAUGGAAAGGCCUUGGCAGAGCUGCAGGCGAAAAUCACGAGCGACACCAAGUCCAGCCAUGCGUCGCUUGCGGAGCGACUGCAGUACGUCGAGCAGCUGCUCGGUGACUCCGUGAGCAAACAUGCUCAGGAGCUUGAGAGCGCAAAGGCCAAGUUGGAAGAAAUGCACGUGCGAGUCUCCGGCUGCGAGGCCCACGGCGACUCCUUGAAGAUGGACCACAACGGCAGCAAGGCCCGGCUCGAGGAGCACCACGCGACGCUGCAGCAACGUUUGGACUUCUUGGAGAAGGCCAUGGGUGACUCCUUCGAGAAGCACGAUAAGGCCGUGCUUCACCGCUCAUCUUCGCCUGCGCUUCUAGUCAGCCUUGCCCAUGGUGCCUCGCUGGAGACACUGAAGAAGGCCCACAGCAAUCUGCAAAGUGAGAAGCAAGCGCUGGAGCAGAACCACGCCAACCUGGUUGAUCGCGUGGAGAAGGUCCACAAUGCGCUCACCAGUCAGAAGGCGCAGCAGGAUGUCACCCAUGCAUCCUUGAGGGAGCGGGUGGAGUUCCUGGAGUCCACCAUGGGCGACAACGCCGACAAACACAGCAAGGCACUGGCAGAUCUCCACUCGAAGAUGGCCAGCGAUGCGAAGUCGAACCAUGCUUCGGUCUCCGAGCGUUUGGCCUACGUGGAGCAGAUGCUCGGCGACUCUGCGAGCAAGCACGCGAAGGCGCUUGCGGCGCUUGCUCUCAGUGAUCCAAAAAGCGGGGACGGCGAAGCCUUUUGGGGGAUGCUGGGCUUCAUGCAGGAGCUGGCAGAUGCAAGGGCCAAGCUGGACGACAUGCAUGCGCGAGUUUCCGGCUGCGAGGCGCACGGCGAGCACAUCGAUGCUCUCAAGAAGUCUCACAGCACCAUUCACAGCACCGUCACUGGCAGCAAGGCAAAGCUCGAUGAAAAGCUCGAGGAGCACCAUGCCUCUCUAAGCCAACGCAUGGACUUCUUGGAGAAGGCCAUGGGUGAUUCCUUCGACAAGCACGCCAAGGAGCUGGCAGCUACCGCAGCGAAGGUGGAUGCUGCGCAUAGCCGAGUCUCGGACGAGCGCAUCGCGCGGGAGGCUCAUGCGGCUUCGUUGGAGACCCUGAAGAAGGCCCAUGGCAGUCUUUUAAGUGAGAAGCAGAUGCUUGACAAGAACCACCAAGCUUUAGCAGAGGGCCUUGACAAGGUGCAAGGCACGCUCAGCAGCCAGAAGGCUCAGCAGGAUGUCACGCAUGCGUCUCUGAGGGAACGCGUGGAGUUCCUGGAGUCUUCGCUUGGGGAUAAUGCCGACAAGCAUGGCAAGGCGCUUGCCGAGCUCAAAGCUUCUCAUGCCAAGAUCCUCAGCGGCAAGGACAGCCUCCGAGUUUUGUUGUCAGAGCGACUGCAGUACGUCGAGCAGACGAUUGGCGACUCCUUGGCCAAGCAUGCCCAGGAGCUGGCGGAUGCCCGGGCUAAGCUGGGCGACAUGCAUGCGCGAGUGUCGCAGUGCGAGGUCCACGGAGAGCACAUCGACUCGCUGAAGAAGUCGCAUGCGACGAUGUCCGGCAACAAGGCCAAGCUGGAAGAGAAGCUCGAGGAGCAUCACGCCACGCUCAACGAGCGCGUGAACGCCCUGGAGAAGGAGCUCGCUUCGACUGGGGCCAAGGUGGACGCUGCGCACAGCCGGGUUACCGACGAGCGCACCGCCCGCGAGGCUCACGCCGCCUCGUUGGACACGCUGCACAAGGCUCAUAACAGUCUGCAAAGCCAAAAAGCACAGCAGGAUGCCGUCCACGCAUCGCUGAGGGAGCGAGUGGAAUUCCUUGAAUCUUCCAUCGGAGACAAUGCGGACAAGCACGGCAAGGCGUUGGCCGAGCUUCGAGCAUCGCACGCGAAGCUUGUCACCGAUUCCAAGAGCAAGGAGACAGCCCACUCGUCGUUCCUUGGCAAAGACACGCAGAGGUUGACCGAGCGACUCCAGUACAUCGAGCAGUUGCUGGGCGACUCUGCUUCCAAGCACGCCCAGGAGCUGGCAGAUGCCAGAGCAAAGCUGGACGACAUGCAUGCUCGCGUUUCCAAGUGUGAGGUGCAGGGAGAGCAAGUCGACUCGCUGAAGAAGGCCCAGAACACCAUGGCCGGUGGCAAGGCCGCACUGGAAGAGCACCACGCCUCCCUGGCCGAACGAGUCGGCUACCUGGAGAAGGCGCUGGGCGACUCUGCCGACCGACACAGUGCGGAGUUGGCCACCACUAGAAGCAAGGUGGAAUCGCUGCACAGCCGGCUGGGAGUGGAACAGCAGGAGCAAAGCCAGAAUCGUGCCAAACACUACUCGCUGGAGGAGAGGCUGAAUUUCUUGGAGACUUACCUGGGUGAGUCCAAGGAGAAGCACGGCUCCAGCGCCGACAGCCGGCUCGAAGGGAAGCUGGAGGACCUGCGAACCCAGAUCCACUCGGAGCGCAGCACGCGCACGCGCCAGGGCGAAGCCAUCAGCGAGCACUUGGAGAGCGAGAAGCGGGCCAGGGAGGCGCUCGAGGAGGCCGUCGCCCACCACAUGGCCAACCACAGGCAGACGAUGGAGGCCUUGGAAUCGCACGAGAAGCGCGUGCAAGAGCAGUUUGGUCACGAGCGGAUGGCUCGUGAGCGCCAUGUGGAGCACGUAGAGGCGCUGGUGAAGCAGGAGAAGGACGCGAGGGGCCAGCACCACGAGAUCCACACGGACCUGAUCAGCAAAGAGAGGGCUGCCAGGCAACAGAUAGAGGACCUGGGACGCGUGUGGCUUUGGUUCGAGCUCCUUCAGAAGGAGACCCACGAGCGAAGCCGGCACCACGAGACCAUCGGCGAACGGGUGGAUUCGCUGCAGCGAACGGUGGGAAUCUUCGACACUUUGAUGCGCAAGGAGAUCGAAGAGAGGGGACUGGAGAUGCAGCGUGUCUGGGAGGCCGUCGACGGCCACACUCAUGACCUCUCAUCGAAGAUGAAGGAAGGAAGUGACGUGGAAGAGAUUGGCGAGGUCGACGGAACGGAGAUCCGCUUCAGGCCGAACCGCUCCCGCUCCGGUCCCUCCCUGCCCGGCCUGGUCAGCAGCCCCUCCGUGCGGUCCGUGCAAUCCGGAACGAGCACGCCCGUCAUGGUCUACAAGGGCUAUCCCCAGGUGAGGCAAGGCUCUCCGAUACCCCAAGUCCUCCCGACGGCUGCGCAUGAAAGGAUCACCGUGUCGACACGGACCUAUCCCGCAGUGGCCGCGCCAGUGACGACGACGCAAACCUACUGCGUUGCGAGCCCUCCGAUGGUGGCUCCGAUAACGGCGGCUGUUCCCAUGGUCUCCGGAGGCAUCGUUCCGACGGGCAGCCGAAGCAACUCGCCCUCGCGGCGCAUGGGUGAUCAUGCAGAAGUGAGCUGUGGAAAGGCGCACUAUCACGGCGAGCGUUCGCACAACGCCACUGUCUACCCUUGA